Molecule: messenger RNA, 5152 nt
Organism: Lineus longissimus
Lineage: Eukaryota; Metazoa; Nemertea; Pilidiophora; Heteronemertea; Lineidae
Product: transmembrane channel-like protein 5
Exons: 18
Coding region: 173-3685 (1170 amino acids)
Cellular component (GO): plasma membrane
Molecular function (GO): mechanosensitive monoatomic ion channel activity
Source: RefSeq, a predicted model, not a curated record
AGCAACAAUUAUAAUCACUCGAAGUCAGUUAAGUGUUAUUUAUGCGGAUAUUGGUUCUAAAAGUGUUCAAAGUUUGAACUGGUCCAAUCAAUGAUUCAUCACUCCCCGACGGACAUCAGUGGAGGAUGGUUGGUCUAACGUCGCAUACACUGAAAGUAUCUGCAAGCUGAUUAUGGAUGCAAGACAAAUCCCCGUUCAGCAGUCCCCUGGCCGUGCUAGGAACCAGGGCUCACCUAGUCGUUCUGGGUACUACCAGCCUUCACCGAGUGGAUCUGGGCACCAGCAAUCUCCUCAAAGACAUCAGAAGAAUGGAGGAGAAAACAUUCCACUUGAACAAAUAGAUCAUGUAAACCCUGGAUUUGAGGAGGCGGAAGGACCAUGGGAUAACAAUAUCGACAACAAUGGUAAUGCUGAGCUUCGGCACCGCAAGCCGAACAUAUAUCGUCAAUCCAGUGCUCCCGAUGCCAAUGACCUCCUCAGUAUGAUGCCCAGUAGGCACAAGGAAAGAGGAUUGUCAAGAAAACAUGCCACAGCCAAUGACGACAUCCACAGGUCUGCCACACGGAAAAAACUCCAACGACAGAAUACCAUGUAUCAAACGUUACGUGGGAAGCCAGAUGAAGAUGUCCUCGACAGCAUCAUCCAGGAUAUCGGUACAGAUCCGAAGAUGACGGCAUCUGACGUCAAACGUGAUGACCACAUACGAAGCAUACCUACCAACCUGACAAACAGAAAGACAAUAAGACGGAGGGUGAGCAAUUUCGAUAGGACUGAAGUGUUAAAUGUAGCCAGGCCGGGAACGUUAAAGAGGGUGAAAUACAACAUGCAACUUGGCUUCAGAACUGUGCGUCUGGGGAUAAGAGAUACGCUGUACAGAUUUGAUCUCUGGCACUCACAUCUGCAUCUCAUUGAGGGGCACUUUGGCACAGGUGUGGUGUCGUAUUUUACAUUCCUGCGGACGCUGCUGUUUCUUAACAUCCCCGUGUUCCUCCUCUCCGUCUCGUUUAUCAUCAUUCCGCAGAUGCUCUACAGAUUCUACCAGCAAGACCCGACCGGAUAUGUCAGCAAUCAAAAUUUCACGGGAAGGGAGCUCCUCACUGGUGCCGGUUGGUUUGAGGCCACGGAAAUGUACUAUGGUUCUUACAUCAACGGUACGAUCAAUGUUUUCUCAGGCCACAGCAAUGGCAGUUGGCUAGGAUUAACAGGACUCUCGUAUGACAUGGCGUACGCCUACUUGCUCACGUCUGGUGGAUUCUAUCUGCUGUGUCUCCUAAUCUUGGCAAGAUCUUUGGCGCGGUCAUACAGGAAAAACUUCAUCGAAGCUAGUGGUGAGGUUGCGUAUCACUACAUGGGGAAGGUGCUGUGUGGAUGGGACUUCAGCAUCAACCAACCAAAUACUGCUAAACUCAAGCAUAAGGCCAUCUAUAAUGAACUUAAGGAAUAUCUCUCAAGCUCUCGCAAAGAGAAAAAGAAGAGGACAUGUGGACAAAUAUGUUGCCUCGUGUUUCUACGCACAGUCACUAAUCUGUUAGUGUUGGCGCUCAUAGGUGGCUCUGGCUACCUCAUCUGGUACAUAUCAAUCACCAGGUCAAUACAGAAUGACAUAGAUGUGUUGAGUGAAAUGGCGAUGCCUCUGUGUAUAUCUGCAUUUAACCUGAUCUUGCCUAUCGCGUUCAGCAUCAUUGGUGCAGUGGAGCAGUGGGAGAGACCAAAGGUGGAGCUGUACCUCACAAUGCUCAGAACGAUAAGUUUGAAGGGUGUCAACCUUGGUGUUCUCAUCUUCUUCUGGUACAAGAAUGUCAGCUGUACGACCCCUGAGGACAAGAGUCAAUAUACAAAAAAUAGCAGGUGUAUUGGCUGCUGGGAGACCUUUAUGGGUGAGGAAAUCUACCGCCUUGUCAUUGUCGAUUUCAUCGUGUCACUUCUGGUGACGUUUGUGGCCGAGUUUCUUCGGAGUGUGAUGGCAAAAGGCUGCUGUAAAUUACUUGGGAGUCCGGAAUUUGAGAUUGGAAGGAAUACGCUCAAUCUUAUUUACUCUCAGGCAUUGUGUUGGCUGGGUCAUUUCUACUGCCCCGUGCUGUCUUUCAUUCAAAUAAUUAAAUUAGUUGUGAUAUUCUAUGUGAAAAGGCUGAGCGUUAUGAUGAACUGUGUUCCUUCCCAGAAGCCAUGGCGUGCUGCACGAGCCCACACCAUUUUCCUGGGAUAUUUAUUUUGUGCUUAUUUCAUGAUGUGCUCCUCCUUGGCUGUUAGCAUUAUUUUAAUCAAACCGUCGGCUUCAUGUGGUCCAUUCCGGGGUCUUGAACGUCCGUAUGAUGUCAUCCUCGUCCUACUGGACCACGUCAAAGAGGAUCACAGCAUCAUAGAUGGCAUUCUUAGUUUCAUCUCUUCCCAAGGAUUCAUCGCCGCAUGUAUUGUAGCCCUCUGCAUUGGGGCCUACUACCUGAGGAUGCUGGGUAAGACGAGGUACCAGAUGAUUGGGCUGCUCAAGCACCAGGUCCAACUGGAAGGCAAGGAUAAGGUUUUCCUGCUGCGCAUGUAUCAGGAGAUUAGUAAGGAUAUCGGCGGGGGGCUCCCGUCGCACAAACCGUUAACUGUAUCGGAUGUCCAGAGGGACCCAUCACCUAACCCAAGGCGUCGUUUUGUCAAGACCGUCCUAAAAGAGAGCGAGGAGCAACGGGCUCAUUCUAGUAUGCUGAUCGCCGAUUUUAAGCAGGAAGCACGAGACACCCAUCUUCUAUCGACGAGCACCGUAGAUCUGACUGGGGGAUGCCAUUCACCGAGACUUUCACCAAAAAUUCAAAGAGGAGACAGAAUAACUUCUGUCGGUUCGACAGAUGAUAUCUCGAGAACUAUCGGCCUCGUAUCAGUGUCUGGUUCAUCUGAAAAUAUUUUACUGCCAAAAGGCAGGACUGGGGACUACGAGAAUAUAUGGGAGUUGAAACAAAAGCCGGUGGACUCUCAUCAUGCAGAGUCUUUGAAUGUUAGUUUUAUGAUGGUCGACGAAGCAAAAUUGAAAAAUCCUCUGUAUGAAGAUGAUGAUGUCGGGCCUGCCCCAAGGCCCAUGUCAGUUGUCGGGCAUCAGGUGUCGGUGGAAGCUCUCCCACCAGUGUCGGAUGAUCAUGCUAGUAGUCGUGCGUCUUUAAACGUUUCAAAGCCACCUCCUGGGCCAGCAACGUAUGAAGCGCCACGCGCCAGUGGUGUCGAUACCACCGACUUUGACCCUCUCCCUACAGAGCAGGUCAAAUCUCACCAUGAAUCAGAUGCCGACCCACUGGCCUAUCACCCCCAGUCAAGUCCAUCCCAAGACCCUGUUCCACCGGCUAGCUACGACCCCAGCGAGGCGAUUCCCCCAGAAAGACAUCUGAAGAAGAUGGCCUGGGACUCUGAUGUUGUGGGAGAAAGCUUACCUGGAGCAUAUCAUGAUGACCAAAAACACGACUCUGAUGCACGCCUUGAAAACGAAGAGAAUCGGCACAGUCAUGCGUCUGACAAUAGGGAAACGCAACCCAAGACUCUGGGUUCUGUGACCCAAGAAGAUGGUUCGUCUGCCAACUACGGUCCCCCGGUCAACUAUGUCGAACCACCCCCACCUCCGAUGUAUGACGCCCCUCUCCCGCCCAACAAGGGCUUGUCGUAUGGCCCACCUGAGAACUACGAGCCUCCACCACCACCCCCAGGGAAUUGAAUAUAUACAGUAGAACCUCUCUACUAAGGAUACCCACGGGACCGACAAGCGCUGUCCUUAAUAGGGAGGUGUCCUGAUUAGAGAGGUCAAAUUGAAUGGAAACAAUCAAUUUGGGACCAAAACUAGUGUUCUUAAUAGCGAGGUGUCUGCAAAGGGAGAAUCCAGUGUACAUGAAACAUUGGUUUCAAUUAUCUGCUUUAAAAUUAGUUUCUGCUGAAAGUAUAUUACUGCUAUUAAUUAUAGUUAUUUUAUUCAGUGAUUUGUAAUGUGGUUCAAACCGUUUUUAAGAAGUUCUUGUCAAAGUUAAGUAUUAACGUGGUUGUCACUAGCCUAUUGGCUAUUUGUCAAUAUUUGUAAAAAAAGACAUUCUGUAGAUCUCUAUCUAUAUAUUUGAUAUCUGCUCCUUAAUUAUUCUGAUUUGGUUCAAACCAUCUUUAACCUGCUCUUGUCAAAGUUUAGUAAGUGGUUGUAAUUGGAUUGAUUACAAUUACAUGUACAUCCAAAAUUGGGUGACGUUUUGUUCAAGAUUAUAUUUUGUGAAAUUGUCUGUUGCAUGCGCACACCCUGAAGAAUCCGUUUCCAGCGUGCCCUGAAAUAUGGUUUGCCUUCAAAAACUAAUUUUUUCUCUCCAAUUUUGUCUUUGAGCAUUCUCCAAACAACAGGCAAGAAAAUAUUUAAGACACAGGUCAACCAACCAGUGUUCAGCAUACAAUGUGAAUGUUAUUUUAUUACCAUACCAUAUGAAUUUUAUUUCAUUUUAUUUCACUCUCCAUAAAUAUACAUGAAAGUUUUUGUUUGAAAACUAGCCUGCUUGGCAAGAGCUGGAAUGCCGAUUUCUUUCUCAGUAUGCUGGGGUACCGAUUCUUCUCGGCGGUAAGCUUUAUUGCCGGCUUUAAAAACCGUAUGUUUUUCUUCUACCAUAACCGUGCACAUUUCCUUCUCAAAAUAACUGUUUCUACAUGUAUAUGUAUAUCCGUCCUGGUUUUACAACCUCCAGAUUCAAUAUGUAUAUAAUAGGUAUUUAACUGCUCUUAAGCUUUUUGGAAAAUAUUCAUAUCCAAGAAUGUAAUUAUAAAAAACUUUAUUCUUACGAAAUGAAGAUACAGUACAGUCCAAAUCACAAAUGACAUCCCUUAAAUCGCGUCAUUGGCUACCCAGCGCAUAGGUCGCGUAAUAUACGCGAAACAUAGAGAGAUAAGCGUGUCACUGCUGCAUCAUUUGUGCGCAACUCGCAUGCAAGUUGCGUGUCAUGUUAUUUGUGACUUUGACUGUAGUUCGAAAACGUAUGCAGUGUUUUCUAACAUGCUGUGUCAUGACCUUUGUCUUAUUAUUAACCAGAUUUGACACUCUGAAAAUAAAAACUGCUGAUUUUACUAUGCAAGAAAAUUUUAUUGCUUCAAUUUUCAACAAUUAUCGCUCCGAUGAGUAAUUAAAAGAUUGCUUAUCUGUCGAUAAAACAUAAUCGCU